GUUGACCGUCAAUGCGGGCCCGCAGCUCGUGGAGCCCACGAGAAGUUUUGGCCCACUCUAGCUAAGCCCAGUAAGACAAGCCCAUAUAGGACUGUAUUACAUUGGGCCGGCUCGUACUCGCCUCAGCGUCCGUAAGCCCACCUCGCAAUCGUAUUCCCAUUCCUCGUUCCAAAUUUCCUCGCCGCCGCCGCCGCCGGAGAUGGGGAAGGUGCAGCACGCCAUGCGCGCCGCCCGCGGGCUCGCCCCGAAGCCCUCCACACCGUCCAUCCCGGCUGUUCCGUCUGGAACUCGUACCACCCAACAUCCUAAACCCCACGGCAAUAAGAAGCCCCGGGGAGCCGCUGCCCCCAAGGCCUCAGGCACCGCCCCGGUAGCCCUUGCUCCCCGGGCUCAGGCGGAAGCGCCGGCGCCGGUGACGGCCGAUAAGAGGAGGCCCAUCACCUCCCCUGCGGAGCUCUCGUCCGCCAUCCGCGCCACGGUGGACAAAGACGUCGACGCGGCCGCCUCGCUCGCGCUCAAGGCGGCGCCCACGAUCCCUAUCCCCGUGCAGUCCCUCGCGCUCCUCCUCCGCCGUCUCGCCGCGCACCGGUCCGUCUCCGCGGCGCGGGACCUGCUCGCGGGGCUCUCCUUCGGGCCGUCCUCCCCCGCGCCGCGCCCGGCGCUCCUCGCGCUCGCCGACGCCUGCUGCCGCCGCGGGGACCCGCGCGAGAUCGGGCAGCAGCUCCUUCCGGUUCUCGCCGACCACGGCGUCCGCGCCGACGCGCACGUCUACAACGCGCUCAUGAAGGCCCACUGCGCAGCCUCCGACCCCGAGGGCGUCCUCGGCGUGCUCCGCCGGAUGAAGGGCGACGGCGUCGACCCCGACCUCGUCACCUACAACACCCUCGUCUUCGGCCUCGCCCGCGCCGGGAUGGUCGCCAAGGCCAGGACCUACGUCGACGCCAUGGCCGCGGAGGGCCACUUCCCUGACGUGAUCACCUACACCUCGCUCAUGAACGGGAUGUGCGUCAAGGGCGACGCUCUCGGCGCGCUCAAGCUGCUCGAGGAGAUGGAGGCCAAGGGCUGCGAGCCGAAUGCCCGGACCUACAACACGCUGCUGAUGGGCCUCUGCAAGAACAGAAAGCUGGACAAGGCCGUCGAGGUGUACAGGUCCAUGGUAGGGGCUGCGAUGAAGCUCGAGACGCCGGCGUACGCGUCGUUCAUCAGGGCGUUGUGCCGGGCAGGGAGGGUGCCAGACGCGUAUGAGGUGUUUGAUUAUGGGAUCGAGAGCAAGAGCCUUGCACAGGUGACCGCGUAUAGCGAGCUUGAGAGCUCGCUCAAGUGGCUGCGCAGGAUGAAGGAGUGAGGAGGAUGAGGGCAUCAGGAAGGCUACAAUUAAGCCAAAAUGUCUUCUGCUGUUGCUGAUAACAAUCGAGUAAACAGAAGAACACGGCUUGAUCAUUCUCACGGUUUGUACUUUUCGCAUGUACACAUUGAAGGGGUGAAGAGAGUUGUGAUGCAGCACAACUGCACAAGAUCGCUUUUUCAUGGCAACAGGUUGGAAUCUGGUGCAAUUGGAAGAAGGGUUAAUGCUGCAGGAAAGAAUACAUUGAACUCUGCUAUUAAUUGAUGCCUGGAGGAUUGAGGAUCAGAUUUCCUGCAUGGAGCAGACUUUAAAGCUGUUGAAGAGUUUGCUAAGCAGCACGAACAAGAUCGCUUUUCGUGGCAACAGAUUGGAAUCGGAUGCGAUGGAAGGGUUGAUGCCACAAAAGAGGAUGUUGGACUUCUGCCGUUGAGGCCUGGAUGAUCAGAUUUUGCUGUGUAACCGAUCUGAACACAUAAUCUCAUCCGGGAUCUCUCAGUUUCCGAAGACGAUUUCAGUUUUCGAAAACGACCUAUGGACUGGUGGGUGAAGGAUCUAUGGAGUGGUGGGUGAAGCAUUGCCGGUUAGGGAGGAUCCCCUGAAUUGUGGCAAAGAAUAGAACUUGGUUGUUGAUAGAAGAAGUCUGCUAUUUGAGGUAUAUAUGCUGAGAUGAAACGUUUUUCUUUCCUUGCUGAAGUCUGAUACCGUUGCCUCGUGUCAUGAAAUCUUCAGAUUGUGUGCUCACCAGCUGCACCUAAGACACCGACACGUUUUUCUUGAAAAGAUGGUUGAACCAGCACGUUUUUACUUAAACAAACAAGAAGUUCAAUUGUGCUUGCUUCUCUGUUCUGUAUUAAUUUGUAUACCUAACUCGAUGGCCUGGAUAGAUCAACAACUGUCUCCCUUGUGUUCAAACAACAAUAACUAAAGUGUGGACAUGCA
Messenger RNA from Brachypodium distachyon (stiff brome), 2284 nucleotides. Its product is annotated as pentatricopeptide repeat-containing protein At2g17670. Gene Ontology annotation, molecular function: protein binding. Bases 200 to 1345 code for a protein of 381 amino acids. The transcript is spliced from 4 exons. The record is from RefSeq and is a predicted model, not a curated record. Lineage: Eukaryota; Viridiplantae; Streptophyta; Magnoliopsida; Poales; Poaceae.